GUUGUAUUACACCGUGACUCGAUACUUGUUUCCCGAUGCGUCUGUGAUCGUUCGUAAAUGAUCUUUCACUUCUUAUUGUGCGUGAAACUCGACUCGUAGAUAAGAUGCCGAAACGAUAAACUUCAUUCGAAAUCAGCGACCGGCAUUUCUAGUUGUGCCGAGGCGACUGGCUAAAGUAACCGAGGAGAUCCACUGCGAGAUCGAGAUCCUCCGGUCACUGACACCCCCCCCCAAAAAAAAUACGAUCAGGUGGAGGACGCACGUUGAUGCAAGUGUCGCUGAAGUUGUUUUGUGAAAUCAAUGAAGACAGAUUCGAAAUUGUAUAAAUUACCAGUGCAGGGUGAUCGCGAGUGCGAAUGUAGCAAACGUCGAUGAAAAGAGUAUAGCCGAAUCCGUGUGCAGCAUUUGAAAUUCAGCGGAAGUAUUUACGGAAGAUCACACGAAAAAAGGAAUGAAGAUGAUCAUGAUGGAACAUAACCGAUCAACACUCGAAGUGUUGUUGUUGUUGUUUUGUUGCGUUUUCACGUUGACACUCUGCGCCAAGGAUGAAAAACCACAUUGCGUGUGGUAUGGAGAUUGUUCUUUGGAAGACACCAAAAAAUUAACAUGCUCGUAUAAUGGCCCUCCCAAACUGAUUAAAAACGCGACCAUGUCGGAGAGACUUCGGUCAAAGUGUCCAUUUUACUUUCAAGACACCGACGACCCGGAGUUAUGUUGCGACGCCAAAAAUAUAGCUACACUGACCGGGCAGAUGGAAAUGAUCGAAGGUAUCUUUGGCAGGUGUCCAACAUGCAUAGAAAACGUUUACAAACUGAUCUGCGAUAUGAGCUGCAGUCCUGUGCAAAGCGAAUUCCUACGAGUACUUAAAAAUGAAACGAACGCCAAGGGUACAUAUGUGUCGGAGAUCGAGGUACAUGUUGCGGAAGAAUAUAUGAAUGGUACCUACAAUUCUUGUAAAGACAUCGUUCACCCGGCAAGUGGAAAUUUAGCUAUGCAAUUGGCAUGCGGAUCUAACGGGGCCAACGGAUGUACAGCGAAGAAAUGGUACGAGUACCAAGGUGAUCCAGAUGCGAACACUUUCAUAGCUUUUCGGGUGCAUUUUAUUCCUAAUAACACCUUCUGGAAUAACCUAACGAAACCAUGCAGUGACAGAACCAAUGGUUUGUCAGCAUGUAGCUGUACCGACUGUCCGGCGGGUUGCAAUUACACAGUAAACCUUGACAAGCCUAAUUUUCUCAUUUUCGCUGUCGAAGGUUACGGAGUGGUAGCAGCAAUUUUUAGCAUUCUUUACGUUUUGGCAGCUGUGAUCUCCUACAUGAUUGUCAGAAGAUGUUGUAGACGUUCAGUCGUAGAUUCGCCCGAAGAAGAUUCGGAAGGGAUCUGUCGUGGAAAUAUCCAGAAGCUGUUCCAAGACCUGUUCACUGUCUGUGGCAGAGUUUUCGCAACGUAUCCAACGCUGACACUUUUCAUUUCUUCGUACGUGGUACUGGGCCUAAGCUACGGAAUUACACAACUGAUCGUGGUCAGCGACCCCAUCGAAAUUUGGGCUGCGCCCACCAGCAGAGCAAGAGUCGAGAAAGAUUACUUCGAUUCUCGUUUUCAACCGUUUUACAGAACCGAGCAAAUUUACAUCAAGUCUGUAGGAAUCGACAAGGUGCUAUACAACAGCUCGACUGGUACCCUAGAAUUCGGUCCCGUCUUUAAUAAAACAUUUUUACUGGAGGUGUACAAGCUACAAAGCAAAAUUCUUGAACUUGGACAAGAGGAAGGAGAAGGUUUGGAGCACUUCUGUAGCGCUCCAAUUCGAAAUGAUUUUACCGGUCCCACUACUGUAAAUCACUGCACCAUACAGAGCAUUUGGGGAUAUUUCCAAAAUGAUAUCUACAAGGUUCUCGAAGGGGACGAUUAUUUGUAUCAAUUGUACCAGUGUUCGCAGAAUCCAUUCAAUGCAGACUGUGUGGCACCUUACGGGGGACCGAUACUGCCAGCCAUAGCUUUCGGAGGUUUCCUCCGUGACGGCGAGUUUAACUAUGACGCUGACGACUACAUCAAAGCGACAGGAUUGGUUAUAUCAAUCAUGGUGACAAACUCGCUGGACAAAACUGUGCUCGAGGCCACAGAAAAAUGGGAACAGAGGUUUCUUGACUUCAUGAAGGAAUGGGAUGCUAAAGAGCGACCGGAUUUCAUGGACGUCGCGUACUCGACCGAGAGAUCGAUCCAAGAUGAGUUGGAACGAUCUUCGAAAGCGGAAGCGAUGACAGUGGUCUUGAGCUACAUAAUAAUGUUCAUUUACAUAGCCAUAGCUCUGGGUAGAAUACAGUGUUCCAUCAAAAGAUGUUUCUUGACCAGCAAAAUAAUGUUGAGUAUCGGUGGGAUCGUGAUAGUAAUGGCAUCCGUGGCUUGUUCUCUCGGCGUAUUUGGCUACAUCGGUGUACCAACGACGUUGCUCACGAUAGAGGUGAUUCCGUUUUUGGUAUUAGCCAUAGGCGUAGACAAUAUUUUCAUAUUGGUUCAAACACACGAGAGACACCCUAAACACGCCGAGCAAACAAUACCAGAGCACGUAGCAGACAUUUUGGCCAAGGUUGGUCCGUCGAUGCUGCUAACCAGUGCAUCCGAGUGUCUCUGCUUUUUGAUCGGAACAUUGUCCUCCAUGCCAGCAGUGAACACAUUUGCUCUUUACGCUUCGCUGUCCAUUUUCUUCAACUUCCUGUUACAAACGACAGCAUUCGUCAGCCUUUUAUCGUUGGAUGCUAAAAGAUUACAGAACAAUUAUUUGGACGUGCUUUGUUGCGUUAAAGUGAAAAGUGACGAGGAUUGUAAAGUCGACGAGAACUAUAGUUUCGUGCAAACGAUAUUCAAACGGUUUUACACGCCAUUCAUCAUGAAGAAGCCGGUCAGAAUAAUCGUGCUGCUCUUUUUCUUCGUCAUGUUGGUAACACAUGCUGCAGUACUGCCAAGAAUUGGCAUUGGUUUGGAGCAGAAGCUUUCAAUGCCAAUGGAUUCUUACGUUUUGAAAUAUUUCGAGUAUAUGCAGGACCUCUUGUCGAUGGGUCCACCAGUUUACUUUGUGAUCACUCCUGGCCUCAAUUAUAGUAACAGGGACGUACAAAAUAUAAUUUGUGGAAGCCAAAGAUGCAAUGACGAUUCUAUGUACACGCAGAUAUACUCGGCAGCGAAACAAUCCAAUAGAUCAUAUUUAUCGAAGGCGGCUUCAUCUUGGAUAGACGAUUACAUCGAUUGGUCUGUCAGUCCAGAAUGUUGCAUGUACUUUAAAAACAAUCAAUCUUUUUGUCCACACACCAAAGGAGAAACUGACUGCAGUAAAUGUAACAUCACGUUAAGCGAUUCUCGACCGACCCCAGAUCAUUUUCAAAAAUACCUAACAUACUUUCUGCAAGACAUACCAGACACUACGUGCAUAAAGGCUGGUAGGCCCUCGUAUUUAGAGGCAAUGGAUUAUUACUAUGACAAGAAUGGUUCGAUAGAUAUCGGCGAUACUUAUUUCAUGGGUUAUCAUACUCCGUUAAAGAAGUCCUCGGAUUGGUACGAAGCUUUGAAAUCCGCCAGACUUAUAGCAGAUCAGAUCACAACGAUGAUUAACGAGAAAAACCUGACGAAUCAGGAGAUAACUGUGUUUCCAUACAGUGUAUUCUACGUCUAUUACGAGCAAUAUCUCACAAUCUGGAAGGAAGCUCUAUCAUCUUUGGGUUUCUCGCUUUGCGUCAUCUUUUUGGUCACUGCACUUUUGACAGGAUUCUCCUUAUUUUCGGCAAUAAUGGUGGUGCUGAUUGUGCUCAUGAUUAUCGUAAACAUGGGCGGUCUUAUGUAUUGGUGGCAGAUUGAAUUAAACGCGGUAUCUCUUGUCAAUCUAGUAAUGGCUGUUGGUAUUUCCGUCGAAUUUUGCAGUCACAUUAUUCAUUACUAUUUACAUUCCAAAGCAAGUACGAGCGUCGAUCGUGCCAAAGAGACACUUAACGAAGUGGGAAGUUCUGUAUUUUCAGGCAUUACUUUGACAAAAAUCAUAGGAAUCAUCGUAUUAGCAUUCCCGAAGACUCAAAUCUUCCAAGUAUUUUAUUUCCGAAUGUACUUUGGCAUUGUAUUGUUCGGCGCGGCGCACGGUCUGAUACUUUUACCUGUAUUAUUGAGCCUCAUAGGACCCUCGAGAUCCUCUGGACGUAAGCAUCGAAAAAUGUAAACUAUCGACAGAUCCUAAGCAGCGGUAUGCUCCGAGUUUUUCUAACAAUCGGUAAACAAAUGAGACAUUAAUCAAAUGAAACUAUUACUAUUAGACUGCAUUAUUCCAUUGUUACUACUAGAUUAUUACUACUAGACUGCACAGAUCACUAUGUAUUUAUAGCAUUUAUAUAUUUUCAAAAUACAAGAAAAUAAUCAUAUUCGAUCAGACAUCGAUGACAUUUUCAUUCCAUUUCUAGGAUAAGAUGUUCUAUAAAGAUACACAUAUUAAAUGUUCACAUAUUAUAUUGUAAAUACAUAAAGAUCCGCAACCUA
This is a messenger RNA of Megalopta genalis, 4512 nucleotides long. Its product is annotated as NPC intracellular cholesterol transporter 1 homolog 1b. Gene Ontology annotation, biological process: intestinal cholesterol absorption; sterol transport; cholesterol homeostasis. Gene Ontology annotation, cellular component: plasma membrane. NCBI's taxonomy places the organism in Eukaryota, Metazoa, Arthropoda, Insecta, Hymenoptera, Halictidae. Gene Ontology annotation, molecular function: lipid carrier activity; cholesterol binding. The record is from RefSeq and is a predicted model, not a curated record.